Messenger RNA from Uloborus diversus, 611 nucleotides. Its product is annotated as Golgi resident protein GCP60-like. The record is from RefSeq and is a predicted model, not a curated record. Gene Ontology annotation, cellular component: Golgi membrane. Lineage: Eukaryota; Metazoa; Arthropoda; Arachnida; Araneae; Uloboridae. The transcript has 4 exons. The annotation marks the transcript as partial. Gene Ontology annotation, molecular function: fatty-acyl-CoA binding.
AUGGCCGCCACCGUGAACGGUGUUGUUGACAGCGAAGAAAACUGUUCUAAAAAUGACAUUUGUGAUACGGAAUCAGUUACUUGUAACUCAUUAAAUUCCUCUAUUUCCUGUAAUGGACUGGGUGAUGAGUUUUCAGUGUCAUGGGGGUUCAACAUUAAUGAAUUAUUUGCAUUAGCAACUACUUUUUUAAAAGAGAAGGAAGGUAAAGCUUUUCACAUAUCCUACAAAGACAAAUUAUCCUUGGUUGCCUUUACCCAACAAGUGCUACAUGGAAAAUAUGUGGAAGAGAAAGCACCACCACUUGGAUAUUUGGAUGUGAUUGGAAGGGACAGAAGGCAAGCAUGGCAAGCAUUAGGUGAUAUGUCUGAAAAGGAUGCCAAAAAAGGUUUCAUAAAUUUAUUGAACAGUAUUUGCCCACUCUUCCGUCCAUUUGUGUUGGCUCACAAGUGUCACUUAGAAGAAUUGGAACGGAAAAGAAAAGAAGAGGAAGAAAUGAAAAGACUGGAAGAAGAAGAAGAGAGAAGGAUGCUGCUUGAAGAAGAAAAGUUGAAGUUAGAAGAAGAAGAGAAGCAAAGGUUAGAGAAAGAGAGACAAAAGCAAAGCCAUCAAAA